UAUGCAUCAAUAGAUUUCACUGAUUUCGGGAUUAUUUGAAUACCUACUACGCCCAAAUAGGAAUUGUGUACCGUAUUGCCAUGCACAAAGGCAAUGAUCCGCUGACAAACGUUUAGCUAUCGCUGGUUGCCAACACGCGCUCUGUGGGUCGACAGAUGUGUCCGUUACCGGAUAACGGAUAACACCAGCCACUGAUGAUGGGCCAUGGACAUGAUUCUUCUGAACUACACUUAUCUUGGUACUAGGGCCGCACGCGUUGGAGACAGCCAAUGAGGAGCCAGCUGGGACACCUGCAGGAAGUGGGCCGCGCGCUUAUCACUUUUCCCCCUAGCCGCAGACACAUAACGGUCCAGUGUGGGAGGUAACGCUGCAGUGCACGGCCUUCAGUUCAAAGCUGCUCACAAACAAACUUUCCUCGGGUAAGACCAAUCUGAAUCCUUGGCCGAAAGAGCAGGAGACCCAAGAGCUGCGUUUUCUAAGAAGGAAAUUGACGGCUUUACGCACUGGACUGCCUCCCGCUCCACGCGGGCCGGGCUCCUUGUUGUGCAGCACAAGACCCCAGAACCCUAAAGGACAUGUCAGUACCAGUGUACGCAGCUACGCAGCCGCCAGCUCAGCGGACACCUUUCUCCAUUGAGGACAUCCUAAGCAGGAGCGGGCCCGGAGCCUCUGUGCCCUGUGGGUCCCCGCCGUCCUGUCCAGCGCCGCUUACGCACGUCCCCACUGUUCCUUCUAUACAUUCAUCUUUCACGAGUCUGGUAUCUCAGUAUCGUACUCAUAUCUACGAACCCACGCCUUUGCACCCACUCUUCACAUCACCCUACACGCCAGGACCGUACCCCGGGCCUAUGUACCCACUACAGCCGCAGGCACGCGCCGUAGGCGAGUACGCGAAGGUACUACUCCGUCACGAACCUCUGGGUAAACCUCUGCUGUGGGGUCCGUUCCUCCCGCGGCCUUUGCACAAAAGGAAAGGGGGGCAGGUGCGCUUCUCCAACGAGCAGACGCUGGAGCUGGAAAAGAAGUUUGACUCACAGAAAUACCUCUCUCCUCCAGAGCGGAAGAGACUUGCUAAGAGUCUGCAGCUGACAGAGCGACAGGUUAAAACCUGGUUCCAAAAUCGCAGAGCCAAAUGGCGCAGACUGAAACAGGUGAGAUAUCCAUGUCUCAGAGUUUUCCACACUAGAGCUUCUUCCAAACCUACCUGUUUCUUCCAGGAGACCCCUCAGGGAGCCAAGUGUGAGCCCAGCCCAAUGAAGAGUCCCUCAGAAGGGCAGCCGUGUAGCCCUCGAUCACCUCACCCGUUACAGCACCAGCUGGAUUCAGAGCUGUCAGACACAGACCAAGAGCUGGACAUUGAGGACACCAGCCAGUCCAUGAGGACCCCACACUCUCCCCUCUGAGGACAUUUUCCUGUUGCCUGCGCCCCAUCUGAGGUUCUGAUGGUUCCCUAUGAGGUCCACACUAUCCCCUGUGAGAACAUAUAGAGCCCUUUUCACAGAUUUGAACACUCUAAUAACAAAUGCACACACUACAGGACAGAUGCUGAGCUCGUGCUUUUAGAAAGCUCUGAAAGCCACUGAAAAUUUAAACAAUGGCCCAAUAAGUAAAGGCUGUUCCAGGACAAUAAUUGUAAUAAAAAUAUGGACUCAAUAACUUCUUUUACUUUAUUUUGUGGAUACUGCUGUGUCAUACAGUAUUUGAGUAUCUGACAUGGUCAUGCACCCACAGACCUCAGCUGACCUCUGCACAGUGACUACAAAAGUCAGCUUGAUGAAAGAGCUCUUGCAUUUUUAUAACACUUAAAAAUAUCUGACUUUGUUUGUGUUUGUUUACAUUAUAUGUAAUAAAUGUGUUUUGUGAUAUA
Messenger RNA from Boleophthalmus pectinirostris (great blue-spotted mudskipper), 1867 nucleotides. It is a transcript of the gene hhex, whose product is annotated as hematopoietically expressed homeobox. Lineage: Eukaryota; Metazoa; Chordata; Actinopteri; Gobiiformes; Gobiidae. The record is from RefSeq and is a predicted model, not a curated record. Gene Ontology annotation, molecular function: DNA-binding transcription factor activity, RNA polymerase II-specific; RNA polymerase II cis-regulatory region sequence-specific DNA binding. The coding region runs from base 576 to 1403 and encodes 275 amino acids. The transcript has 3 exons. Gene Ontology annotation, biological process: cell differentiation; regulation of transcription by RNA polymerase II.